Quercus lobata is the source of this 801-nucleotide messenger RNA. Its product is annotated as G-type lectin S-receptor-like serine/threonine-protein kinase At1g11300. The record is from RefSeq and is a predicted model, not a curated record. The coding region runs from base 186 to 740 and encodes 184 amino acids. Lineage: Eukaryota; Viridiplantae; Streptophyta; Magnoliopsida; Fagales; Fagaceae. Gene Ontology annotation, biological process: recognition of pollen. The transcript has a single exon.
UCUGAUUCCUUCUUGCCAAAGAUGAAACUUAGUACUAAUUUAAGGACAGAUCAGAGAGUACAGCUGACAUCAUGGAAAAGCCCUUCUGAUCCAUCUAUUGGAAGCUUCUCUGCAGGCAUUGAUGCACUGAACAUUCCUGAAAUUUUUAUUUGGAAAGAGGGUCACCCAUAUUGGCGGUCUGGUCCAUGGAAUGGUCAGGUCUUUCUCCUGUAUAUCGUACUAGAUUUACUGUGGUUGAUGACAAACAAGGGGCAGUUUCUGAUACUUUUACUGAUUCGGAUGUCUUACAUUUGCCAAGUGUUGUUUUGGGUUCGCAAGGAAAUGUAGUGCAGACAUAUUGGGACGAUGGGAAAAAGGAUUGGGAGGUUGUGUUAAUUCCAGAAGAUGAGUGUGAUGUUUAUGGCACAUGUAAUGCAUUUGGAAGCUGUGAUUCACUGAGUUCACAAAUCUGCAGUUGUUUGAGAGGGUUUGAGCCGAAGAUUAUUAAGGAAUGGAAUAGAGGAAAUUGGACUAGUGGAUGUGUCAGGAGGACACCAUUGCAGUGUGAAAGAAUGAACAAUAGUAUUGAAGAAGGAAAAGCAGAUGGGUUUUUGAAACUGGAGAUGAUCAAAGUGCUAGACUUUGCAGAGUGGUCAAAUGUGAACAAAGAAGAUUGUCGAAAGCAGUGUUUGGAGAACUGUUCUUGUGUAGCUUAUGGAUAUUAUACUGGCAUUGGUUGUCUGUCAUGGAGUGAAAUCUAAUUGACCUACGACAAUUCUCUGUUGGUGGAUCAGAUAUAUAUAUAUAUAUAUAUAUAUAUAU